Penicillium macrosclerotiorum is the source of this 1926-nucleotide messenger RNA. RefSeq names its product Zn(II)2Cys6 transcription factor. Gene Ontology annotation, molecular function: DNA-binding transcription factor activity, RNA polymerase II-specific; zinc ion binding. Bases 1 to 1926 code for a protein of 641 amino acids. Gene Ontology annotation, biological process: regulation of DNA-templated transcription. The transcript has 2 exons. The record is from RefSeq and is a predicted model, not a curated record. NCBI's taxonomy places the organism in Eukaryota, Fungi, Ascomycota, Eurotiomycetes, Eurotiales, Aspergillaceae.
AUGACUUCACCCCCAGAGAGGGACAUUGACCAUGUCGUGGGGAGUGAGCUUGAUUUACUAGUCCACAAAAAGCGCUCCACCUCAGAGGCGACGGAGUACCCACGGAGACGGGCAACAAUUGCUUGUCAAAUAUGUCGAUUGCGCAAAACGCGAUGUAACGGAGCACGCCCGAAAUGUCAACUCUGCACCGAUCUUGAUGCCGAGUGCGUGUAUCGAGAACCCGGUAUCAAAUUGGAUGCGGGCGAUAAACUGAUUCUGGAACACCUUGCCCGAAUCGAAGGUCUGUUGCAUUCCAGCUUGGUAAGCCAAGGAACUUCCCAGCUGGCCUUGUCAUCCACCUCUCCUGCUACUAGCAACGAUACGGGGAUAGGGAGUGAGGAUCCAGUUGGCAAGGUAAACGGUGUUACAGCAGCGGCCUCUGGGAAGAUGUCUGCAGUGGGACUUGGGUCAUGGGUCAAUCCGCCUCCAACUAUUAGCAUAUCAACCAUGCCGAAAGUACACACCACCCCGGCGUUGCACCUUUUACAGUGGCCACUUAUCCGAGAUUUGGUUUCAGAGCCUUAUGAUCCCCAGAAUUUGCUUCAGCUGGAGAUGGCUCGCGAACCCUUACGGCUGACCCCGAAUUCCGGAUUUGACUUGGCCAAUGUGCCUGCCUAUAUGCAGGCGUUCUUCCACAAUGCCAACGUAUGGUAUGCCUGCGUCAAUCCAUAUACCUGGAAUCGAUACUAUAGGGCUGCUCUUGCACAGGGGUUUCAAGAUGGGCCUGUUAGCUGUCUUGUCCUGUUGGUGCUGGCCCUGGGCAGCGCCAGUCGGAAUGGUAGCAUAGCAUUCCUGCCACCAGAUCAUGAACCACCAGGGCUACCAUUUUUUGCCGCAGCAUGGAGCCUUCUACCAUCCAUCAUGAUGCGCAACUCUGUUAUCGCAACCCAAUGCAUGAUUCUCGCAUCGGCCUACUUGUUCUACUUGGUGCGGCCCUUGGAGGCCUGGACCUUGCUCUCCAACGUAAGCAUGAAGUUACAGCUACUCUUCGGCAACCCGAGCCGGGUUCCCGCACAAUGGAAAGAACUAAGUGUUCGAGUGUAUUGGAACUCGCUGUUGUAUGAAAGCGAUCUUCUGGCCGAGUUGGAUCUUCCGCACUCUGGCAUCGUGAAUUUUGAGGAGAUUGUUGACCUGCCUGGAGGAUUUGAAGAAGAAGAUGACGACGACGAGGACGAAGGUUUGGACGAAGAUCGAAUUGCGGAUAAGACCCGCACCAGUGGAUUCACGGAAGACCUGGUGGGACGCGAUGAGCUCUGGUAUUUUCUAGCCGAGAUCGCUCUACGGAGACUCUUGAAUAGAGUCAGUCAUCUCAUUUACCAGAAAGACAGUUCGCAUACACUGUCAUCUCUCGGGCCGAUCGUUUCAGAGCUGGACUUCCAACUGUCGCAAUGGUAUGACAGUUUGCCCCAGCCAGUUCAAUUUCCCCUCGCACAGAGGCCGCUCUCCAACCCGGUACAGACAGUACUGAGACUCCGGUAUAACGCAUGUCGAACGAUCAUCUAUCGUCCGUAUAUCCUUGCCGUAUUUGAGAAUGAGCAGACCGGCGCCGAUCCAGGCGUGCGCGAAUGCUGCCGAAGAUGUCUUGAUGCGACAGUGCGACAGCUGGAGCACAUCGCUAGCCACCGGGAAGGUCACCUUCCGUAUCUCUGGCAGGGAGCAUUGUCGAUGGUCUCACAGGCCCUAUUGAUCAUGGGUGCAACCAUGUCGCCGACUCUUUCGACUCUACUUCCACCUCCUCUGAGGGUUGAUGCUAUCAUCUCCAGUGUAGUUGCUGAAGUUGAGAGUUACGCCCAUCUAGCGCCGAGUUUGAAGCUCUCUGCCGAGAUCAUCCGCGACGCCGAAAGACGACGGCAAAUAUGCCUGCGGUCCGCUGGUAUUACCAUUUAA